CCGCCAAUUUCCAGAUCAAUCUAAACGGCUGAGAAUAUCAAUCCGCGACAACUGAAUUCCACCAAUCACAUCUCGCCGCUCGUUUCCUAUAUAAACAAACCCUACUAUACAAUAAUUCUCAUCAUCUCAACAUUCACGCAAAUUUCCAUCGAAUACAAUACAACCCCUAUUUUCUCUCUCUAGCUUUAUCUCUCUUAAAAUGGCGCCUAAGGCCGAGAAGAAGCCUGCCGCCGAGAAGGCCCCCGCGGCUGAGAAGGCUCCGGCGGAGAAGAAGCCGAAGGCCGGGAAGAAGCUGCCGAAGGACGGCAGCGCCGCCGCCGGAGACAAGAAGAAGAAGCGUAACAAGAAGAGCGUGGAGACCUACAAGAUCUACAUCUUCAAGGUGCUGAAGCAGGUUCACCCAGACAUCGGUAUCUCCAGCAAGGCCAUGGGGAUCAUGAACAGCUUCAUCAACGACAUUUUUGAGAAGUUGGCGCAGGAAUCUUCGCGGCUGGCGCGCUACAACAAGAAGCCGACGAUCACCUCCCGGGAGAUUCAGACCGCCGUGAGGCUGGUGCUUCCCGGCGAGCUGGCCAAGCACGCCGUCUCUGAAGGGACUAAGGCUGUUACUAAAUUCACUAGCUCUUAAAUUGAAUGGUUUGUUAGGUUUUUAUUUUUGUGCUCUUCAGAUUUAGGUUUAAAUUAAGGCUUUGGAUUGUGUUCUGUUGGUGUAAAAAAUGAUGAAUUUGAUGAACUGAAGAUGCAAUUAGUGGUUGAUUUUUGAGGCA
Molecule: messenger RNA, 767 nt
Organism: Salvia miltiorrhiza (redroot sage)
Lineage: Eukaryota; Viridiplantae; Streptophyta; Magnoliopsida; Lamiales; Lamiaceae
Product: histone H2B.3-like
Exons: 1
Coding region: 200-628 (142 amino acids)
Biological process (GO): nucleosome assembly
Cellular component (GO): nucleosome
Molecular function (GO): protein heterodimerization activity; structural constituent of chromatin; DNA binding
Source: RefSeq, a predicted model, not a curated record